Messenger RNA from Scophthalmus maximus (turbot), 5227 nucleotides. RefSeq names its product endoplasmic reticulum to nucleus signaling 2 (gene ern2). Gene Ontology annotation, biological process: protein phosphorylation; intrinsic apoptotic signaling pathway in response to endoplasmic reticulum stress; IRE1-mediated unfolded protein response. Gene Ontology annotation, molecular function: RNA endonuclease activity; protein serine/threonine kinase activity; ATP binding. The coding region runs from base 241 to 3180 and encodes 979 amino acids. Lineage: Eukaryota; Metazoa; Chordata; Actinopteri; Pleuronectiformes; Scophthalmidae. The record is from RefSeq and is a predicted model, not a curated record. The transcript has 24 exons. Gene Ontology annotation, cellular component: IRE1-TRAF2-ASK1 complex.
GCCUACGUCACCGACUCCGUCGCAACACGGAAGCGCGGUGGAACAGUUCCGACGGCUGCGUCGCUGUUAUCGUGGAGUCCGAGCGACGCGGCCACUAGCUGCCUCCUCGCCGCUGUUCGAGCGACGGCCCCCGGGGACCGGUGUUGGGUUUCUCGACCGAUGGACGCCCCCCGCCGGACACGACCUCUGUUGUUGUUGUUGUCGGGGGAAUAGCUCCGCUCCUCGGGUUGGUGCGGAGCCAUGAGACCAAGUGUGCUGGGGGUCACGGGGGCGGCGGGACGCCUGCUGCUCUCCCUGCUCCUGCUCUGCUGGGAGGGCACACUGCUGCAGGUCGGAGGGGUCAGGUCCGUCACCCUCCCAGAGUCCCUCCUGUUCGUCUCCACGCUGGACGGAAGUCUGCACGCUGUCUCCAAACAAUCGGGAGAGAUCAAGUGGACCCUGAGAGAAGACCCCGUCAUCCAAGUUCCCGUCUAUCUCACAGAGCCAGGUUUUCUCCCAGACCCCAAUGAUGGCAGUUUAUAUGUGCUGGGCGGGAAGCACAAGGAAGGCCUGAUGAAACUGCCUUUCACCAUCCCAGAGCUGGUUCAGUCGGCUCCCUGCCGCAGCUCUGAUGGUUUACUCUACACAGGUAAGAAGCAGGAUGUGUGGUUCGUGGUGGAUCCUGAGACGGGCGAGAAGCAAACCAGUCUAACCACCUCCUCCUCCGAAUCCAUCUGCCCCAACACUCCCCUGCUCUACAUAGGACGCACAGAAUAUAUGAUCACCAUGUUUGACACGAAGGCACAGGAGCUGCGAUGGAACGCGACGUACAACGAUUACUCCGCUCCGCCGUAUGAUGAGAAACAAGACUACAAAAUGGCCCAUCUUGUGUCGAGUGGCGACGGUCUCGUUGUGACCGUUGACAGAGAGUCAGGCGACGUGCUGUGGAGUCAGAACUACGGCUCGCCCGUCGUGGGGGUCUACCUGUAUUCUGGUGACUCUCUACGACACGCCCCCCACCUGUCCCUCGCCAUGGAAACGCUGCGCUUCCUCACCUUCUCCUCUGCCAGCGACCAGACGGACUCACACUCCACCCUGAAGUGGAGCUAUCAGUUUGUGAAGGAGCAGGCAAGCGCACAAACACAACUUGUACCCACUCUCUAUGUCGGAAAGUUGGACUCUCACCUCUACGCCUCGACUUCCCUCGUGCACCACGGAGUGUCGUUAGUGCCUCGGGGUCUGACCCUGGCUCGGAUCGAAGGUCCUGUGACGGCUGGCGUGACGGUGAGAGAGCGAGGGGAGUGUGAGAUCACUCCGUCCACUGACGUGCGCUAUCCACCAGGGAGCACCAACAGCCAGAAAAACCACUGGCUGCUAAUAGGCCAUCAUGAGCUCCCGCCAGUCGCCCACACCACCAUGCUGAGGGAUUUCCCAGUCAGCCUGCAGCGUUCUGGUGAGGCCGUCAUCCCUCCGCGAUCUCCCGGCUCCACCACCCGGUCUGUCUCCUACUACCAGCAACGAUAUUUCGAGGCGGCUGCCGGUAGCCGUGGCGACACUGAUGCAAACAGAGGAGGGGAGGAUGCGGGGAGCUCCGAGGAGGCCCAGAGGCCGGUGGCGGUGCUGCCGGUCUACAUGACUCAGGACCGCCUGACUCUGGCCGUUCUGACUCUGCUGCUGGGAGGAUGGCUGGCCUUCGCCAUCACGUACCCCGUUCGCGCGGCCCAGCAGCUGAAAGCUCAAAGGCAGCUGGAGGAGGCUUUCGAGUCUCGUCUGCAGCGCAUGCAGACCAACAUGCAGACCACCGCUCAGACGGCGACCUUGGUUUCUUCGGACGUGACCCUCUCCACUGACACGAACCUCUCCAGUGACUCUGCGCCUGCCUCUGCCGACCCUCCACCCAGUCCCCACGCUCACAGCAGCGGCAACUCAGGCGCUGACAGAAAUGACCCAGCCGGUCACAAACCCACAGCAGAGGGAAACAGUGAGGAGGUGCAGGUGGGUAAGAUCUCCUUCACUCCGACCGACGUCCUCGGACACGGCACUGCGGGAACGUUUGUCUUCAGGGGUACAUUUGACGGACGGAACGUAGCGGUGAAGCGGAUCCUGCCCGAGUGUUUCGAGGUCGCCGAGAGAGAGGUGCAGCUCCUCCGGGAGUCCGACACUCACCCCAACGUCAUCCGGUACUUCUGCACCGAGCGAGACCGCCUCUUCACGUACAUCGCGAUCGAGCUGUGCGCUGCGACCCUGCAACAGUAUGUGGAGGACACAUCCUGUUUUUCUGAGUUGAAUCCUAUAACUCUACUGGAACAGACCAUGUGUGGCCUUUCACACCUCCACUCACUCAACAUAGUCCACCGUGACCUGAAGCCCAGAAACAUCCUCCUGUCUGGGCCCAGUGCGCUGGGUCAGGUGCGAGCCCUCAUCUCCGACUUUGGACUCUGUAAGAAGAUCCCGGACGGCCGGAGCAGCUUCUCCCUGCGCUCGGGAAUACCGGGAACUGAAGGGUGGAUAGCUCCUGAAGUGCUGUGGGACUUGCCUGGAAAUAAACCAACAGCAGCGGUGGACGUGUUCUCAGCCGGCUGUGUGUUCUACUACGUGGUCAGCAGGGGGCAGCACCCGUUUGGCGACGCUCUGAGACGACAGGUCAACAUCCUGUCGGGGGAAUAUUCACUCUCACACUUUAUGGAGGAUAUACACGAUGACUUCAUAGCGCAGGAUCUGGUCGAGCAGAUGAUCAGUCCUGUGGCCGAGACGCGGCCCUCCACCGCCUGCGUGCUCAAACACCCGUUCUUCUGGAGCUCCGAGAAGCAGCUGCUCUUUUUCCAGGAUGUGAGCGAUCGAAUAGAGAAGGAACCAGCAGACAGUCCGAUUGUGGUCAGACUGGAGAAUGCGGGAAGAGCUGUGGUCCGAACCAACUGGAGGAUGCACAUCUCUGUGCCUCUUCAGACAGACUUGCGGCGAUUCAGGACAUAUAAAGGAAACUCAGUCCGAGACCUUCUGAGAGCCAUGAGGAAUAAGAAACAUCACUACCACGAGCUGCCACCGGAGGUGCAGGGGACCCUCGGCGAGCUGCCCGAGGGCUUCGUCAGCUACUUCACCUCGCGGUUCCCACGGUUACUGAUGCACACGCACGCUGCCCUGAGCAUCUGCGGCCACGAGAGACUGUUUCACCCCUACUAUCUGCCCCCAAGUGCCAAAUAACUUUCAUAACCACUCUGCACUCCGUGCCAUUCAUUUACAAACACACACACACACACACACACACACACACACACACACACCUACAUCCUUGUACUUUUUUGGUGAGCAAAGGAAAUCGCCGACAGUGGCAUGUUAUUGCUUUUGUAAAGCCCAUGCUGUUUUUUUUUCGAGGGGAAGUUACACUGUUGUUGAAAAAGUUUUUGUAAACCUUGAUUUGUUUUAUAGAUCAAUCAAAUUUUUUUUCUUCAGCUAUUGCUCAAUAGAUUAAUUGAAAAGUUAAAUUGGAAAAUACUACAACCUCCACCAAGCCUGCAUACAGUUUUUAUAUUGAAAAUUUUUGUGUUUUUUACUGUUUAACUCCAACAUAGUGAAAAGCAAUUUUAAAGGCAGGUGCCAAAUAUUUGUAUUCAAUAUUGCAUAUGAACUCAAGUGCAAUACUUUAUUAGAAGAAGGAAAAGGCCCCAAAACUAAUCGUUAAUUGAUCUUUGGGCCCAUUUUUAUCAUAAUUCUCUGAAAAUAAUAUCUGCACGUCUUGGAGCGUCUCCCGUUUAACAGAAAUGUUUUUAAAGAUUUCUUUUACCUUUUUUUAUUUAGCAUUUUUGCCUUUAGUUGAUGGCAAAGAUGAGAGAGAGAGAGAGAGAAAGAGUUACGACAUGCAGCCAACGUCUCCAAAGAUAAUAAGAAAAUAUCACUUAUUUCAUGAAGAUAUACUUAUGAAAUUAUUUUUUAAAUAGUCUGCGAAGGUAACCAAUCAUACACAGAUCUCACAUUCAGAUUGUAGCUACGGGCCAAUGAGACUUGAUUUUGGCUUUUUAGAGCGAUAAAUGAAUUCAGUUUACUAGAAUGUGAGUCUGUUGUGGACGGUGAUGGUCACGUCUGAUUGGCUAAGGCGCCAAGCACUGCAGGUAACACACACACACACACACACACACACUGGACAACGACAAGCUAGUGUAAGAGCUUGUUGUUGUGGUUUUCAAGUGAAGCUGCAUUUUAACCUUUAACCUGCUGCUCCUCAGUAGAAAGUGCCAAAGACGUUGCUUUUAUGUAUUUGAUGUUUGUUUGAAUGUUUCCGUUACUGAAAAAAAAAGGAAAAUAUCAUUGGCACUGUUGAAAAAAAAAAAAAAAGACUGGCAGACUCUGUGCUCAUUUGAUUUUAAGCUGCGGACGCGUACGGGACCCGUUCACCUUUCUUCUUUUCUUUUUUUUAAAAACAAACUGAAAUGCAGUUUGUUUCACUGGAUCAACACUCCUGAAUGUCCCUGCUGCUUUGAGCCUUUGAGCCUUGACAGCUUCACUAAACGCUCUCUCCUCCCUGUAACUGCUGGAUGGAGGAUGGUUUGUAGUUCUGCAGUAGAAUACACGAUGAAGAAUCAAUCUUUUGUACAGUGAGUGAAUUAAAUUGAUGCUUUGGUUUGCGCCAGAGAAUGAAAACAAAAGAAAAGUCUGAGUGUGUUGAUCUUGUGAACAGACGAACCGAAGAGAUCAAUUCUUCUUGUUGUCAUUUUAAAUCUGACACUUCCAUCACACACCGGCUGGUGUUGGGUGACAAAACGAAAAGAAACAGUCACAACUAGCCUCUCUGUCGUCUUCUUAACUGCAGCCCGGUAAUAAACUAGACCACGUUCAGACAGUAGGUAAUUAUUUUAUUUUAAAUUAUGGUACGAGUGGUGUGGUUCUACAUGAACACAGUGGAUUUAAAGCGUUCGAAUCAGCAUUUGUUUGCUCACUAACAGUCAAACAUCGAUCCAAUCUGAUGGAACUACACUGAUGAUAUCAAUCUUUGUCUAUUGGGCACUUUUUCGAAAUCCACAUUAACAAGUGAUUUACAACGGCAGCACAAUAGAUUCAAAGUAAAGCGGACGAGUCAUUGAAUCAUCCGUUGUCAAAUGGAUCAGGUGGAAACUAUUUGAUGCAUAAAAACAACAAUAUUGGUGUGUGAAGACAGAAAGGUCUGGUGCUGGUGCACACGAUACUAAAGCGUCACAUAUAGAUUGAUAUUGAAAUGAUGUUUCUUUUUUUCCCCCCAAUAAAUCUUCAACCUUAA